Messenger RNA from Musca domestica (house fly), 2691 nucleotides. RefSeq names its product akirin. The transcript has 4 exons. Gene Ontology annotation, biological process: positive regulation of innate immune response; positive regulation of transcription by RNA polymerase II. Gene Ontology annotation, cellular component: nucleus; chromatin. Bases 459 to 1058 code for a protein of 199 amino acids. The record is from RefSeq and is a predicted model, not a curated record. Lineage: Eukaryota; Metazoa; Arthropoda; Insecta; Diptera; Muscidae. Gene Ontology annotation, molecular function: transcription coregulator activity.
GGUUGCCAACCCCACAAGCACUCAAAUCAAAAUUCAUUGUCGUCAAAGAAAUAUAUAUCUUCAGCUGGAAAUCUCUUGGUAUCGUUUUUGGAAAGAAAGAAUAAAUGCCAAGGAUUCGUUAAUAUCUAGAAAAGAACCUAACCUAUAACCAGGACACAAUCAAAACUCCUUGAACUAAAUACUGUCUCUCUAGUGCAUCAAAGUGGCCUUUGAAUUAUUUAAUAAGCAAUUAUCCAUGCAAGUGUGUCAGUGUGUGUGCGUGCCAGAAAAUAAGUUUUUCUAAUUUCAACCAAGAAAAAGAGAAGAAGAUUCAAAGCAUACGUUUGUUUAAGCCAAAAUAAGAAUUGAAAAGGGAGAAUAAUCUCACCCGUUUUGUUACCUAAAGAAAUUCCACAUACCACCGCUAUAUAUUGCUGCUAGCAUUGACAUCUUCAUCCAAUUUGUGAGAAUAAUCGAAAAUGGCCUGUGCAACACUCAAACGUACCCUGGACUGGGAAUCUAUAAAUCAACGUCCAAACAAACGACGACGUUGUAAUCCCUUUGGACAAUCCGGCAGCACUGGUUCCCCAUCACGUUCCUCAGCACAUGAUGGCCUACCCGGCUCCAAUCCCCAAUCGCCCAGCAGUCGUUUUGCCCGUGAACCGCAACCAAGUCCAUUUGCCGAAGCAAAUCUGUCGAAAAUGUCGCCCGAUAAAAUGUCACAAAACAUACGCGAAGAAAUCAAAAGAUUGCACAGACGUAAACAGCUGCCAUUUUCAUCAGCCGCCAUCGAACGUAUGCAAGAUUCCGAAUCGAGCGGUUCAGAAAUGGGACCAGAUAGCCCCCGACGUCCAGAUAGCCCACCAAGUAUUGUUCGCAAUCCGGAAAAGGCAUUAUUUACAUUUAAACAGGUGCAAUUAAUAUGCGAGCGUAUGCUUAAAGAACGUGAAGAUGAGUUGCGUGAAAAAUACGACGCUGUACUGACAACAAAACUUGCAGAACAAUAUGAUGCUUUUGUCAAAUUUACUUAUGAUCAAAUACAAAGACGUUACGAAGCUGCUCCCAGCUAUUUGUCGUAAUUUCGGACCUCAGGCGUGUACCCCUCCCCCAAAAUUAGUUUCUUAUGUAGACGCUAAGGAUCUAACUUCCUCCCAGCCUUUUUGUCAUUUUACUGCAACACAGCAGCAAACAUUUUUCACUUAAUUUCACUUUAAUUUGGUUUUCAAAACUAAUUGCCAAAAAACCAUUUUUUUCCUUUUCUAUACAAAAUCAUUUAUAUUUUCUGUUAUCUUUUUUUCGAUUUCAAUUAUCUAUACAUCAAUGGAUUCGAAUUCAAUUAGAAGAAAGCUAUUUAAAUUUUAUUUCUUUCCCAUGCAACAAAUAGUAAGAAGAAGACAUAUAUUAUUAUAUAUGUAUUUAAAGAAACAACAACAGCAAACUCAAAAUAAUUAAGGAUUAAUUUAACAAAUUAAUUACAACAAACAAAACAAAAAAAUGACACCUCAUUAUACCUGCAGGUUAAAAAUACAUACAUAAAAAACAUAUUUGCAUACCAAUAAUUAUUUUUAAAUAUUAAAAAGAAAAUAUAUAAAAAUACAAGAAGAAGAAGUUCAAUACUGGAAAGUAAAGUAAAUUGAAUUACAUAUAAAAAAUAAAAACAAAACAAAAAAAGCAUAUAUUGCAUACAAGAAGAAGCAGAAGAAGAAGAAGAAGUGAAGGAAAAAAACUAAUAAUUUAUAAAUUAGUAAAUAAUAUUAGUAAUAUUAUAAUUACAAUAUAAAUAAACUAAAACAAAACAAGAUAUGGAAGGAAACAGCAAAUCCACAACACAUCCAAAAAGAAAAACAAUAAGGCCCCUGCUCAACUCCCAUGUAUGCCGCCAAUGCAAACAUAACAUAAACUAAAAUAAAAAAAGAAUGCCACAACUAAUAAUCCCUUCCAUUGCGAGCAGUUCUACAAACAUACAUACAUAUAAUCAUCAAGAGAUACAAACAAAAGUGCUGCACUCCGCCUCAACUGUUGUUAAUUGUAAAGGAACUUGCCAUGGCAUAAAUCUGGCCGGUUUCUUUAUUUUUGUACAGUGGUUCUACUACUACUACUACUACUACUUAUUCUCAAAGUUAUAUACCAGAAAAUAUAGCGUCGAAGCAGAAGAAGAAAAAGAAUAAUAAACCUCAAAACUCCACAAAGUGUAAACAAAUGAAAUAAAAACUGAAGAGAAAAUAAAAUAGUUUUGUAAAGCUUAUCAUAUAAAACAAAAAAUAAUAAAUAUAUAUUUAAAAUAUCAUAAAACAAAACAACAAAACAUGAAAAUAUGCAUAUGUGUUACCAUCUCUCAAUGGAUGUAUGUUUUCUUCUUCUUUUCUCAUUGAUUUUCAUAAACAAACACAAUUAUCCAUUAACAACCACAACAAAUGCGUUGUAAUUUAAUUUCUUCUAUGCAUCUCAAAAUUAGCAAAAAAAAAAACAUUUAUUUUUUUCUUUUAAUUUUAAAUGAGAAAGUGUUGUUUUUGUAAUAGCGCAUAAACAAAAUAUUUAGUUUCAUUUGCUUUCUUUAUAAAACAAAAAAAACAUAAUUAGAUUUAUUAUAAUUUUUUUUUUCAUUUGAAUAAUAAUUUGUAAUACUGAAAUAUAUAUUUUUCUCUCAUGUAUUUUAUUAUUAUAAAACAAAAAAGAAUAAUAAAAAGCAAAGAAAACUUUUCUAUACUUUAA